AUGCUGGCGCACCCAUUUGCGGGCUUUACCUUGCUCGUUGACCCCGUGCAUUCCACCCUUUCAGGGGAGAGGGGAACGGGAACAUUUGGACGCGUCUACUUGACAAGAUCGCAACAUGAUCAAAAAUUUUACGCAAUGAAGGUGCUUAAAAAAGUAGAAGUGGUGCGGUUGAAGCAAGUCGAACAUAUCAAUUCUGAAAAGCAGAUUCUUGCACAAGUCAAUUUUCCGUUCAUCGUCAACCUACAUACAACUUUUCAGGACGACCGUAAUUUGUACAUGCUACUAGAAUAUGUUAUUGGGGGUGAGCUCUUUUCACAUCUACGAAGAGCAGGUCGAUUUUCGAACGACAUGACAAGAUUUUAUGCGGCAGAAAUCGUCUUGGCCAUUGAAUACUUGCACGCGAGGGACAUCAUCUAUCGCGAUUUGAAACCAGAAAACUUGUUGCUAGAUAUCAAUGGACAUAUCAAGAUUACUGAUUUUGGAUUUGCUAAAAGAGUGCAGGAUAGAACCUGGACAUUGUGUGGAACACCCGAAUAUCUGGCACCAGAGAUUAUUCAGUCAAAAGGACAUGGCAAGCCGGUGGAUUGGUGGGCGCUUGGUAUCCUCAUUUUUGAAAUGCUUGCAGGAUAUCCGCCUUUUUUUGAUGACAAUCCAUUUGGGAUUUAUGAAAAGAUACUAGCAGGACGCAUAUACUUCCCAUCGCAUAUUGAUUCUGCAGCAAAGGAUCUGAUCAAAAAACUAUUAACAUCCGAUAGGACCAAACGUCUGGGUAACCUUAGGGGCGGGUCAGAGGAUAUCAAGAGUCACAAGUGGUUCAGGGGUGUGGAUUGGGAAGGGUUACGCGAAAGGAGAGUAAUAGCACCAAUAGUGCCACUUCAUCGUCAUCCUGGCGAUACUAGCAAUUUUGAAAAUUACCCCGAAGUAAUUGAUGAAGAUGCAGGGCAGCAAGGUGAUCCUUACAGAUCCCUAUUCCUCGACUUUUAG
Molecule: messenger RNA, 984 nt
Organism: Lobosporangium transversale
Lineage: Eukaryota; Fungi; Mortierellomycota; Mortierellomycetes; Mortierellales; Mortierellaceae
Product: camp-dependent protein kinase catalytic subunit
Exons: 5
Coding region: 1-984 (327 amino acids)
Biological process (GO): peptidyl-serine phosphorylation
Cellular component (GO): cAMP-dependent protein kinase complex; nucleus
Molecular function (GO): cAMP-dependent protein kinase activity; ATP binding
Source: RefSeq, a predicted model, not a curated record